UUUAUUCAUUUUAGAUUUUUAUUUAAAAAUAAAUGUUCUGGUUGGUAACAUAUUUGAAAGUUUUUUUUUAAAAAAUCCAUAUGUAGAAGCAAACAAUGCCCAACCCCAAAGCGGGUGUAAAAAACCCAGAAUAUGCAGGGUUAUUUUAUGAUGUUGAUCCUGAAAAGAUAUUUGUUGAUCUUCGUGAAAUUGGUCAUGGUAGUUUUGGAGCUGUAUUUUAUGCGCAAAAUAGUCAAACUUCUGAAGGAGUGGCUAUCAAGAAAAUGUCUUUUUCUGGAAAAAAUUCAAAUGAAAAAUGGCAGGAUAUUGUUAAGGAAGUUAAAUUUUUUGUUAAUCUGAAUCAUGAAAAUUGUGUCAAAUAUCAUGGUUGCUACAUAAAAGAAAAUACAGCUUGGCUUGUUAUGGAAUAUUGCAUUGGCUCUGCUUCUGAUAUAAUUGAAGUCCACAAAAAACCAUUAGCAGAAAAUGAGUGUGCAGCUAUAUGCCACGGAGCACUUAAUGGUCUCAAUCAUCUCCACCAAAAUAAUAGAAUUCACAGGGACAUAAAAGCUGGAAACAUUUUACUUUCAGAAAAAGGUGUGGUAAAAUUAGCUGAUUUUGGAUCUGGCUCAAUGCAUGUACCUGCAAAUUCUUUUGUUGGAACACCAUACUGGAUGUCACCUGAAGUUAUUCUUGCUAUGGAUGAAGGGCAGUAUGAUGGCAAAGUUGAUAUAUGGUCUCUUGGGAUUACAUGUAUUGAACUAGCUGAACGCCAACCUCCAUUGUUUAAAAUGAACGCAAUGAGUGCAUUAUAUCAUAUUGCUCAAAAUGAUCCUCCUCAGCUCACUUCUGGUCAAUGGUCAGAAGAUUUUCGAAGUUUCGUUGUCAAAUGCUUAGCUAAACUUCCGUCAGAUCGUCCUUCAGCAGAAAGUCUACUUAAUGAACCCUUUAUAUGUCGUCAAAGACCCAGAAAUAUAUUGUUAAACCUAAUAGAAAGAACAAAGAGUGCAGUUGCAACUUUAAAUCAAGAAAAUUAUAAUAGAGUUAAAAUCAUGAUGGGUGCUGCUGAAGAUGAACAAUCUGAAAAUAAAACACCCAAGAAAAAAGAAUCUGUUCAAAAUCUUUGGAAUGUUCAAGAUAACAAAAAUGGGAAACAAAUGAGUAUAUCAAGUCAUAAAAGUUCACUCAGUGAUACUUAUCCAAACACAGGUUCAGAAGAUGAUUCUACAAGUCUUUCUUCCUCACAAGAUAAACCAGUAUUUUUUACUAGUCCUAUUCAAGAAAAACAAGUUUAUGACAAUCGAUUUUCAACAUUACGUCCAGCUCAAUUAGUUGCAAAACAACUUAUGGAACAUCAAGUAACUAAUGGUUAUCGUGAUCAAUUACUUUUUUAUAAAAGGGAGCGACAGCAACACCAGAAACAAGUUAUUCAACUUGAUCAGAAGCAUCAGCAAGUUUUUGCUGAACAUCAGAGAUGUUUACAGAGAGAGUUGGAAAGUCAAAUGCACAUGUUUGACAAGGAAAUGGAAAAAAUUAAUGCAAAAAAUAAACUGCUACUGGAGCAAAUUGUAAAAGAAAGUUUUAACAAUGAAAAAAUUUUGAUUCGACAGUUGAGGGAAAAGCAAGAAGGAGAAAUGCGCUCUCUUUUAAGUCAACUUAAAUCCAGUUACAAAGUUGCUAAACAAAAACUUAAAAAGGAUGAACAGCUAAAGCGAGCAUCAUUGACAUCAUAUCAAUUAAAAGAACAAUACCUUCAUCACCACAAAACACAAGAACAAAAUUUGAGAAUUCAACAUGCUAAUGAUUUUGAAGAACAGCUGAGAAUAUUUCGCAGAGAACAACUUCUGAAACAACAAAAACAAGAAAAAGAGAAUCUUUAUGAGGAGCUGAACAAGUUACAGUCUCAAAAAGACAGAGCUCAUCAGAUGAUGUUGCAUCAUCGUCAAUGCACUGAAGAACUUAAACUUAACCAAAUGAAGGAGAAUCACAACUUGCGGUAUGAGCAGCUAAAGAGAUUACAUACCACAGAAUGGGAAAAUCAAAUGGAAUACAAUAAAAAGGCAGAAAUGGAUUUACAAAAAAAACACCUAUUAGAACUUAGGCAACGACCAAAACAUCUAAAGGCUCAAGAAGAACGUGUAAAAAAGCAAUUUCGUGAAACAUGCAAGAUCCAAGAGAACCAAUUUAAAGUUUUGCAAAAGCAAACACUAGCCAAUGCUCCUAGAGAAAAUCAUCAAGCUAUUAUCAAUAAAUUCAAAGAAGACCGAUUAAGAAAGUUUGCUGAUCUUGGAACACAGUAUGAGCAAAGUAUUACGGAUUUACUUCAAAAACAAAAACUUUGUUCAGAUGAAAAGCAGUUAAAUGAACUAAAUGCGUUACGCGUUCAGCUGAAACAAGAACAAGACAUACUAGUUAAUUAUCAAACGAGACAGUCUACACAUUUGAAAAAUCACAUUGAUAAAGAAUUGCAAGAGUUAAAUAACAAUAUUAAACUUCAUAAAAGUGUUCUCGAAGAUAAGAUUCACGAGGACAUAAUUAAACUUCAAUCUAAUCGGCAAAAACGCUUAUUAGAUUUGCAAAACAAGCACCAGCAAGAACUUAUAGAGUUUGAUGGUCUUUCAAUGGGAUAUAUUGACAAUAGCAUGCGCUCAAAAUAUUUACCAACAUCACGUAGCCCUAGUCUAAAUAGAUUAACAAAUCGGAGUAGUCCUCUUACUGGGCGUAUUUCUAGUUUGCCUUUAAAUCGGUUUCCAAUUUCUCGUGAUAGUUCGGUGAGUAUGAAUAGCUUGCAGCAAACAACUUUUUUUUAUAACUCGCAACUAGAGAACGAUGUUUCUAACUUCACAAACCCGCGAAGUCGUGUGAAUGAAAAUAGAAAUGGCAGUGCUGCAAAUCGACGUUCCUAUAUCGAACAAUGACAAGUUUAAUUUGUCAUUCCCACGAAUAAAGUUAUAUAUAUGGCGUAGUAGUAUUUUAAAAAAGAGCAAUUUUAUAAGGUGUCUUGUAUAACUAAAAAGUAACGGAUAUAAUAACAGCUUGUUUCAAGGUAAUCACAGAAAAUUUGAGGGGAUUAAACAUAAUAAUUGAAAAAACAGCUAUUGUCGUGCAUCGUUAUCAUGAUGUAUGUUUUAAUUUACGUUAUAUUUGAUAUAACUGUAACAGUUAUAACAUUUUUUAAAUUCAGUUAUUUUUUCUACCUACACUGCAACUUUUUAAUAAUUCAAAUACCCACUUCAUCUUGAGAUUCAAGAUAAAGAGGUAUCACUGCAGUAUAAUAAUGUCUUUGAUACAAAUUUCUUUGACUUUCGGUCUUUUUGUAAAAAACUUUAGAUCAAGCCAAUUUAUUUUAUAAAAAACUUGUUGAUAAGUAUAUUGUCUAUUUCAUUGUCAAUUUUUUUUUCUUGUUUUUACGACUUGUUUCUAUUUUGCUGUUACUUUUUUUUUU
Messenger RNA from Hydra vulgaris (swiftwater hydra), 3424 nucleotides. Its product is annotated as serine/threonine-protein kinase TAO3. Gene Ontology annotation, molecular function: protein serine/threonine kinase activity; ATP binding. Gene Ontology annotation, biological process: protein phosphorylation. Gene Ontology annotation, cellular component: cytoplasm. NCBI's taxonomy places the organism in Eukaryota, Metazoa, Cnidaria, Hydrozoa, Anthoathecata, Hydridae. The record is from RefSeq and is a predicted model, not a curated record.